CGUUCUCCGCCGCGCGUGCGCAAGGACGGUUGGCGGUACGGCCUUUACGCCGGCUCCCGGAGCCGUUCUAGAAAUUUCUGGGGCCCUGCUUCUUCCCACACCCGAUGGCCUGAUGCAAAAAGAGCACCGACGAGAAGAGGUGGACGCAACUUCUUUUGGGAGCUAACGUUUUCGCCGAACACGCCAUGCAGAAUUAGCGGUGUGAAUGUGUAGACCUGAGUACACUCCGGCGGGGUGUGUAUUGUGCGGUGAAACUUUGCUGUUCGUAGUUGUCACGUUUCCAGAGCGGAGCGGUUUUCUGUGAACAUGAUUUGUACCUUUUUACGAGCUGUACAGUGUGCGGAGAAGCUGCGCAGGUCCUCCGGGAAGCGGCUGUUUCUGCCACACUUAGUGCUUAACAAAGCUUGCUUGAAGACUGCGCCCACUUUGAGCUGGGGUCUGCGAGAGCCAAAGAAAACGGUGCGCCCUAAAUGUGCCCCUGACGUCACCCAGAAAACCAUCUGGACGCAGGGGCAGAGCCCCCCGAGAGCAAAAGAGGACAGCAGCAAGCAGGUGUCUGUGCACAGAGAGACCGGGGAGACCAUCGUCUCAACGUCACAGAAAGUGAAGGAAGCUGGGAGAGAUUUUACCUACCUGGUGGUGGUUCUUAUUGGAAUCGGCAUCACAGGUGGCCUGUUUUACACGAUUUUCAGAGAACUGUUUUCUUCGUCCAGUCCUAAUAAGAUCUAUGGGAAAGCCUUAGAAAAAUGCAGAUCACAUCCAGAGGUGAUCAGUGUCUUUGGUGAGCCGGUGAAGGGCUACGGGGAGGCGACCCGCCGCGGGCGAAGGCAGCACGUCAGUUUCAUUGAGUACGUCAAGGAUGGGCUGAAACACAUGCGUGUGAAGUUCUACAUCCAGGGCUCCGAGCCUGGGAAGCAAGGAACAGUGCAUCUCGAAGUGAAAGAGAACCCAGAAAGUGGCGAAUAUGAAUUUCGAUACAUAUUUGUUGAACUUGAGUCCUUCCCUGGAAGAACUAUUGUCAUCGAAGACAAUCGAUCCUGAGGGGAUCGCGGGACUCAGGCACGCGCGGCUUCUGGGGGGGGGGGAUGUGGAACCCCGCACACCCGCAGGCUGGUCUCCCCGCUCUCCUCCCGAGUCUGCAGAGUAAGACAGGAAAGAACACACGGCUCAUAAAAGUGAGUGUAAGGGUAGUAAUUGCAUUUAGACACACUGAAGUGGCGAUUUUCCUGUAGACGGCAAAAUCAUGAAAUGGAACGUAUUUUACGUUCUCUCUGAAUCGAUCGUGGACAGUGUUUCUGCUCUAGUGAAAAUCAUCUUUCACGAUAAGAGAUUUUUGUUAUUAAAUGCUUUGUACCAUGUAAAUGAGGAAAA
Molecule: messenger RNA, 1371 nt
Organism: Herpailurus yagouaroundi (jaguarundi)
Lineage: Eukaryota; Metazoa; Chordata; Mammalia; Carnivora; Felidae
Gene: TIMM21
Product: translocase of inner mitochondrial membrane 21
Exons: 7
Coding region: 307-1041 (244 amino acids)
Biological process (GO): protein import into mitochondrial matrix
Cellular component (GO): TIM23 mitochondrial import inner membrane translocase complex
Source: RefSeq, a predicted model, not a curated record